UGCUUGGGAAACGAAGAGGACCUCCACCAGAGUUUUCAUGGCUUCUUCCUUACCAGAACUAUGCAAGCAGUUCCAAUGAUGGAGAACCGACAACCUUGGGCCAUAACAAUCCAGCCAGUGGGCCAGACAACUUGGAUGCUGUCAGCUUGGGUGAUGUUAGUGUGGACGUAAUGCAGACCCCACCUGCACCCUUCCUUGACCCUGCUAUCAGUAUUACUGACAACAGUAGUGUGCAUCCAUAUAUAUUUCAUUGGAGAUAUGAAUUAUAGAAUCAACCCAAGUGAUGCAGUGAAUAUUAGAGAAGUUGCCAGCAGUGGAGAUUUUAAGAUUCUUUUGGAAAAUGAACAGCUGAAUCAGCAGAGGGCUAUAAAGAGAGUUUUCCAUAAAUUUAAUGAAGGAGAUAUCUUGUUCAAGCCUACUUUUAAAUACGAUGUUGACAGUGAUGAAUGGGAUUCAAGUGAAAAGGCAAGGCAACCAGCUUGGUGUGAUAGAAUUCUGUGGUAUGGUGAUGGAAUAGUGCAAAAUGUCUAUCGAUCACAUCCAGCUUUGAAGAUCAGUGACCAUAAACCUGUUAGUGCUGUUUUCCAGGCUGGGAUAAAGGUGAUAGAUACAAGGAGAUAUCGCAGAAUAUAUGAAGAAGUAAUGAAGAAACUUGAUAAGCUGGAGAACGAGUUUUUGCCACAAGUGACUGUAGACACCACCGAGGUUAUCUUAGAACCUGUAAAGUUCCUGCAGACACAAACUAAGUAUCUUACAAUUGCUAAUACUGGACAGGUUCCCGUGCAAUUUGAAUUCAUAAAGAAGUUAAAUGACACAAGUUACUGUAAGCCAUGGCUUUCCAUCAGACCCUUUGUAAAUUUUAUCAUGCCAGGUGAUAAAUGUGAUGUUACCCUUGAAGUUUUAGUGGAUAAGCGGACUGCAGCCCAACUGAAUUCUGGUGCUGAUAAAUUAUAUGAUAUAUUGGUGCUUCAUUUAGAGGGAGGAAAAGACCUCUUUAUUACAAUCACAGCUAGCAAGCAAUUCUGCUUCCCAAAUCAGCUGAUAACCACAACUAAGAGACAAGACUGGCAGUCACCACAAGAGAGUCAGAGGGAGAGGCUGUGCAUGUGCUGCCUCUGCAACACCAUCCCAUAGAUGUACCCCUGAUGCGCCCUCAUCACACACUAAGAGGAAACUA
This is a messenger RNA of Penaeus vannamei (Pacific white shrimp), 1177 nucleotides long. Lineage: Eukaryota; Metazoa; Arthropoda; Malacostraca; Decapoda; Penaeidae. The record is from RefSeq and is a predicted model, not a curated record.